This is a messenger RNA of Strongylus vulgaris, 471 nucleotides long. Lineage: Eukaryota; Metazoa; Nematoda; Chromadorea; Rhabditida; Strongylidae. The record is from the annotation of a GenBank genome assembly.
AUGGCCAGCAAACCCGCUUGUCUACCUUGCGGCAAAGUAGCUGAACCAUCCGAUAUUGCGAAUGUGAUCGCCUUUCUGGCUGACCGCAGACAAUCAUCCUACAUUAUUGGCCAAACAAUCAUCGCUGAUGGCGGUUCCUCUUCUGGAAUCGGAGCUGCUACAGCUGUUUUAUUCGCUAAAGAAGGUGCAAAAGUAACAAUUACUGGAAGAAAGCAGGAUGGUCUUGAGGCCACCAAGAAAGCCAUGCUUGAAGCUGGGGCUAAGGAGGAGGACGUGAACGUGGUAAAUGCAGACGUAACAGAUGCACUUGGAAGAGAACAAAUUGUCUCAACUACCAUCCAAAAGUUUGGUCAUUUGGAUAUUCUGGUCAACAAUGCUGGCGCAACAUUUCGCGAUGAUGAUGGUUCCAUGGGAAUGACUGCUAGCACAGAUAUCCUUGAGAAAACCAUGAAGCUGAAUGUGUACAGGUAA